AUGGGACUACGGGACAUUCUAUCCAUUUCUUGCUCUCGAGAUAGACCAGAGAAGGCAGCGGAAGAAACACAGGCCUCAGCGGGACAUUCUAGGGCUGAUGCGUCUGUUUCAUGGAGGCGUGAUGCUGCUGGUGCUGCUGCUGGUGCUGGUGCUGGUGCAAGUGCCGCUGCUGAUGCUGAUGCAUCUGUAUCAUGGAGGCGAGAUGCUGAUGGUGCUGCUGCUGGUGCUGCUGCUGGUGCUGCUGCUGAUGCUGCUGUAGUGGUGGUGGUGGCAGUAAGUGGUGGGGGUGGGGAUGCAUAUUCCAGUAACAGCAUUGGGGUGCAGUUUGGGGGUGGGAUGGUGGAGGCAAUGGCAUGGGCGUGUGUGGCAGCCUACACGUGGCUACUGGUGGAGCUAGCCAGUGCAGUGGCAGCAGCAGCACCCACUCCCUACGUAUGUGUGUUUCUUCACCCCCCUUCUUCCCCCCCGUUUUUGCUUUUCCCCCCUUUCACCAGCAACCUACACGUGGCUACUGGUGGAGCUAGCCAGUGCAGUGGCAAGCAGCACUCCUCUCCUCAUCUAUGGGCUUAUCUGACCGCCUCCACUUGCUUUCUCCCCCUUCCUCACAGCAACCUACACGUGGCUACUGGUGGAGCUAGCCAGUGCCGUGGCAGCAGCACCGGAGGAGCAUCGCCUGCCGUUCCUCCUCGACACGCUCGACUCCAUCCAAGUCGCUCGCCACCCGUGGACGACACUCACAGCGAGUGGAGUGGCAGCAAGCACCAGAGGAGCACUCUUUCUAUCCACUCUUUCCCCUCCUUUCUAUCCCCUCAUGCCCCGCUCUUCCUUCCCAAGCAGGCCCUGCAGCUCUUCUCCCUCAUGCUCGCACGUCUCUCCCCCGACCGCCUCCUCCUCCCCACCAGCCCCACAGCUGCAGUCUUCCUCCUGCCGCACACCCUCCCUCCUCUCCUCUCCCAGCGCGGCUUAGCAGCUCUGUGGGAGCCAUAG
This is a messenger RNA of Closterium sp. Naga37s-1, 987 nucleotides long. The record is from the annotation of a GenBank genome assembly. NCBI's taxonomy places the organism in Eukaryota, Viridiplantae, Streptophyta, Zygnematophyceae, Desmidiales, Closteriaceae.